This is a messenger RNA of Camelus dromedarius (Arabian camel), 9829 nucleotides long. RefSeq names its product FRAS1 related extracellular matrix 1 (gene FREM1). NCBI's taxonomy places the organism in Eukaryota, Metazoa, Chordata, Mammalia, Artiodactyla, Camelidae. The transcript has 37 exons. Gene Ontology annotation, biological process: anatomical structure morphogenesis; cell communication. The coding region runs from base 547 to 7101 and encodes 2184 amino acids. Gene Ontology annotation, cellular component: membrane. The record is from RefSeq and is a predicted model, not a curated record.
GUACAUAACUAAUAGUGAGGGAGGAAGCUGGGGAGAGGCUGGGAAGAGACGCCACCGACCUUAUUAACAAAAGCUCAGUUUUGUCCCUGCGGACCCAGCCAGCAGCAGGGACUGGAGAGCUGCGGCUCUCUGCCAGGGAGGUCGGGCUCCCUGCAAACAGUUGCAGGCAUCCUUUCUCCGUGCCCUUCUCCCAGGGAGUCCUGAGGUUUGGCAACCAGGAAGUUUGCAAAGCCGCAGCAGCUGCAGCCUUGGAGGAGACCAGCAGAGACAGUGGAGUGUGAUUAAAAGAGCACUUGGGAGGCCCAUUAAUCUUGCCGGCGUUGUCAGGAGUGAUCAGCGCGUUUUAUUAAAAGCUCCGGGACUGCCUGAAAGGCCUUCUUGUCUGAGUUUGAAAUGAAAGGGACGUGUUAAGAUCUGGGGGCACGUUGUCGGGACCCCUCGCCCUGCCCCUUGGACUAUGAGCUGACACCCCCAGAGGAAGCCCAGAAACUCGCUUUCGUUGAAGGGAUUUCACUGGUGGACGGAACCGAGCUGGCCCCGGGCGGCAUGCGCUCCUGCAGCCGGGGCGGGCCCAGCGCCCUGCUGCUGCUGCUGCUGCUGCUGCCGCUGCUGCUCCCAGCCUGGGCCGGCCCCACCCUCGUCAGUGUCAACCGCGGGCUCCGGGUGAUGAAGGGCGGCUCCGCCUUCCUGUCUCAAGAUGACCUGAGAUUCACCGUCCCCAAAGAGAAAGAUGCCUGCAAAGUGGAGGUGGUGAUGAAUGAGCCAAUAACCCAGAGGGUUGGGAAACUCACUCCACAGGUCUUUGACUGCCAUUUCCUUCCUAAUGAAGUAAAGUAUACUCACAACGGUUGCCCAAUUCUUGAUGAAGACACAGUGAAGCUUAGACUUUACAGAUUUACUGAGACAGACACCUUCGUGGAAACCUUUAACCUGCGGGUUUAUCUCCUGGAACCAGACUGUAACAUCAUCCGUAUGAGUGACAGUGCCCUGGAGGUGUCUGAAUUCUAUGGCCUGUCCCGAGCCAUUGAUAAGAACCUGCUCAGAUUCGAUUAUGACAGGACGGCUAGCCUGGAGUGUACAGUCAGCCUGGACCCUGUGGGCACUCGGCUGCCAGCCCAUGGCCAGGUGGUUCUGGUGGAGCCUCAGCCGGAAGAACCUCGCGGAGAUCAGCCACACAGUUUUUUCCCCGAGUCUCAGCUGGGAACAGAACUGAAGUGUCCAGGCGGCAGGUGUACCCUGGGACUGAAGACAGUAGGAAGUCUCACGAUGAGCUGCGAGGAGUUCCUGCGGAUGGGGCUUCGAUAUCAACAUCUGAAUCCCCCUUCUCCCGACAUUGAUUAUAUCUCCGUCCGACUGGACCUCACAGACCGCAGGAGUAAAACCGUAUACAAGUCAGAGAGCGCGUGGUUGCCUGUCUAUAUCAGAGCUGGCAUUCCUAAUCAGAGUCCGAGGGCGGCAUUCAUGGCCAUGUUUAUUCUGGAAGUGGAUCAGUUCAUCCUGACCUCUUUGACUACGUCAGUUCUGGACUGUGAGAAGGAUGAGACCCCCAAACCCUUGCUGGUGUUCAACAUUACGAAAGCCCCGCUCCAGGGCUAUGUGACUCACCUGUGGGAUCACACCAGACCGGUGUCCUCAUUCACCUGGAAAGAUCUAAGUGACAUGCAGAUCGCCUAUCAGCCACCAAACAGCAGCCAUUCUGAGAGGAGACAUUAUGAGGUGGAGCUGGAGGUAUAUGACUUCUUCUUUGAAAAGAGCGCACCUAUUUCCAUCCUCAUCUCCAUCAGAACGGCAGAUACAAAUGCCCCGCGAGUGUCCUGGAACACAGGUCUGAAUCUCCUGGAGGGACAGUCUCGGGCCAUCACUUGGGAGCAGUUUCAGAUUGUCGACAAUGAUGGCAUUCAUGAUGUCCAGCUGGUUACUGUGGGUGGCCUGCACCACGGGCAGCUUACCCUAAGAGGGGGCAAGGGGUUUCUCUUCACUGUGGCUGAUCUUCAGGCUGGAGUCGUUCGAUAUCACCAUGACGACAGCGACUCCACCAAAGACUUUGUGGUCUUCAGGAUAUUCGAUGGCCAGCACAGCAUCCGACAUAAGUUUCCCAUCAACAUCUUGCCCAAAGACGACAGUCCCCCGUUCCUCGUAACCAACGUUGUGAUUGAACUGGAGGAGGGGCAGACCCUGCUGAUCCAGGGUUCCAUGCUGAGAGCUUCAGACAUGGACUCCAGUGAUGACUACAUCUUCUUCAAUGUCACAAAACCCCCACAGGCUGGAGACAUCAUGAAGAAGCCAGGGCCAGGACAGAUAGGCUAUCCUGUCCCUGGCUUCCUUCAGAGGGACCUGUUCAAUGGCAUCAUUUACUAUCGUCACUUUGGUGGAGAGAUCUUUGAAGAUUCAUUUGAAUUUGUCCUGGGGGACAGCCAUGAACCUCCGAAUCUCUCAGUGCCACAGGUAGUAACAAUCCAUAUCACUCCGGUGGAUGACCAGCUUCCAAAAGAGGCUCCUGGAGUUUCUCGGCAUUUGGUUGUCAAGGAAACCGAGGUGGCCUACAUAACUAAGAAGCAUCUACAUUUUGUAGAUCUGGAAUCACAUGACAGGGAGCUGCUCUACACAAUUACAACGCCUCCAUUUUUCCCCUUCAGCCACAGACACCUGGAUGCUGGAAAAUUAUUUAUGGUGGACAGCAUACCAAAGCUCAUCAAAAAUCCUGCAGCUCCUGGGUUGAAGUCAUUCAGUCAGCACGCUGUGAACUAUAUGAAAGUUGCCUACAUGCCUCCCACGCAAGACAUAGGCCCCCGUCCCCGACACGCCCAGGUUGCCUUUUCCGUCAGUAACCAGCGCGGCGGCGCUUUGUACGGCAUCUGCUUUAACAUCACGAUCCUCCCGGUGGACAAUCAGGCCCCUGAGGUAUUUACCAACCCUCUAAGAGUGGCUGAGGGAGGUCAGUGUGUCAUCAGCACAGAGCACGUCCUGGUUUCCGACGUGGACACCAAACUGGACAACAUUCGCCUCUCCCUGCAGAGACAGCCUCGGCAUGGAAGGGUGGAACUGAAUGGACUUCCUCUAAACACAGGGGCCACAUUUUCUUGGGGAGAUCUCCAUGCCUUAAAAGUUAGGUAUCAGCAUGAUGGAUCUGAGGUACUGCAGGAUGACAUGCUUUUGGAGGUCACAGAUGGCACAAACCCAGCAGAAUGUGUGCUGUACGUAGAGGUGUUCCCUGUAAACGAUGAGCCACCGGUCCUAAAGGCGGACCUCACCCCCACGAUGCAUUGUUCAGAGGGCGAAGAGGUGGUUAUCACCUCUGAGUACAUUUUUGCUACUGACGUGGACAGUGAUGAUUUGAAACUGACGUUCAUGAUUGUUCGAGAGCCUCGGCACGGGACCGUGAGGAAAGGUGGAGUCACGGUGCAUCAGUUCUUGCAGGGAGAUGUUGUCGCAGGGGACGUGACGUACAAACACACAGGUGGAGAGAUUGGCCUGGUGCCUUGUUUUGACACCAUUACAUUGGUGGUUUCGGACAGAGAAGCUGGCCCUUUUGUGAAUGGCUGUUGCUACAGUGGACCUCACCCACCAGUCCCUCUUCAUGAGUCCUUUCCAGUGUAUGAUCUCAACAUCACAGUGCUUCCAGUGGACAACCAGUCACCUUCAAUUGCAAGAGGCACCAUGUUCACUGUAGAUGAGGCUCUCUCAGCAGCCCUUACCAUUAACCAUUUGUCUGCCACUGACCCUGACACUGCAGCAGAUGACUUGGAGUUUGUUUUGGUUUCUCCUCCCCAGUUUGGCUACCUUGAAAAUACACUCCCUUCUGCAGGUUUUGAAAAAAGCAAUUCAGGCAUCAGCAUAGCUUCGUUUCAGUGGAAAGACAUGAAGACUUUGCACAUUAACUAUGUGCAGUCCAGGCAUCUGAGGAUGGAACCAACAGCCGACCAGUUCACGGUUUACGUCACGGAUGGGAAGCAGCGCUCCUCUGAAAUACCGUUCUACAUCACGAUCAACCCCACAAAUGACGAAGCUCCUGACUUCGUAGUGCAGAAUAUCACUGUGCGUGAGGGUCAGAUGAGAGAGCUGGAUUCUUCCAUCAUCAGUGCUGCUGACCUGGACACUCCCCAGGACCCCUUGCUAUUCAGCAUCACUCAGAGACCACGUCAUGGCCUCCUCAUCAGUGGGGGCUUCAGCAAAGACUUCCCUCAGUAUAAGCAGCCAGCCAACCCCGGUCAGAAGCAUCAACUUGUUUACAACUUUUCCAUGGAACUUCUCAAGAAUGGGAUGAGGUUGGUGUAUGUGCAUGACGACUCAGAGAGUCUCACUGACGACUUUACAAUCCAGCUGUCAGAUGGGAAACAUAGGAUACUUAAAACCAUUUCUGUAGAGGUCACCCCAGUUAAUGAUGAGAAACCAAUGCUGCGCAGGAAGGCUGAAAUUACAGUGAACACAGGCGAAACUCGUAUUAUUUCUAGCGCUGUUCUUUCAGCCAUGGAUGAAGACACACCCAGGGAGAAGAUUUACUAUUUAUUUGAAAGGCUUCCCCAAAGUGGGCAACUUCAGCUUAAGACAGGGAGGAGCUGGGUCCCUCUGGCCCCUGGCAUGAAGUGCACUCAGGAUGAAGUGGAUCUGAACUUGCUGAGAUACACACACACCAGGGCAGGGGAUUCCCAGAACCGAGACAGCUUCACCUUCUACCUCUGGGAUGGUGACAACAGGUCACCUGCGUUUGACUGUCACAUCACCAUCAAGGAUAUGGGAAAAGGUGAUAUUGUCAUCCUUGCAAAACCACUUGUGGUGUCUAAAGGUGACAGAGGUUUCCUGACAACCUCCACUCUCCUUGCUUCGGACGGAACAGACAAGCCUGAGGAACUGCUCUAUGUCAUCACCUCGCCCCCGCGACACGGCCAGGUCGAAUAUGUUCGUUAUCCUGGAGUCCCCAUCACAAGCUUCAGCCAAAUGGACAUCGCAGGACAGACAGUCUGCUACGUACAUAAGAGCACAGCCGCUGUCCACAGAGAUUCAUUCAGAUUCAUCGUCAGCAAUGGACUGCAGACCAGGCCCGGGGCCUUUGAGAUCGCCCUGGAGGCCGUGGACAGAGCCUUACCCGUGCUGACCAGGAACGAGGGGCUGAGGCUGGCCAAAGGGGCCACCGGCCUGCUCUCCCCCGACCUCCUUCAGCUGAGCGACCCUGACUCCCCCGUGGAGAGCCUCGCCUUCGUCGUGGCCCAGCGCCCUCGGCACGGCCAGCUCCAGCUGCGGGGGGCGCUGCUGCUUCAGCACAACUUCACUCAGCGCGACGUGGACAGCGGCCGGGUGGCCUACAGGCACUCGGGAGGGGACGCUCAGACCGACCGCUUUACUUUUGUGGCCACAGACGGGACAAACCGAGGCUUUCUUGCAGAUGGGAGAGUUCGGCAAGAACCUGUUUCAUUCACCAUCCAGGUGGACCAGUUGGACACAGCAGCCCCCUCCAUCACACAUUUGUAUUCCCCUUCUCAAGUGGGGCUCCUGAAAAAUGGCUGUUAUGGGAUUUACAUCACGUCCCGCGUGUUGAAGGCAUCGGACCCUGACACCGAUGACGAUCAGAUCAUCUUUAAGAUUUUACGAGGCCCCCAACACGGACAUCUGGAGAACACCACAACAGGUGAAUUUAUCCAUGAGAAAUUUCGCCAAAAGGACUUAAACAGUAAGACCAUUCUUUACAUCAUAAACCCAUCUUUGGAAGUGAAUUCAGAUACCAUGGAAUUCCAAGUCAUGGACCCCACAGGAAACUCUGCCACUCCUCAAAUUUUGGAACUGAAGUGGUCCCAUAUCGAGUGGUCACGGACCGAAUAUGAGGUCUGCGAGAACGUGGGCUUGUUGCCCCUGGAAAUUACCAGAAGGGGAGAUUCCAUGGACUCGGCCUUUGUGAGUGUAAAGGUCAACCAAGUGUCAGCUACAGUUGGAAAAGAUUUCACCACAACUCCAUCUAAGCUGAUUCAGUUUGACCCAGGAAUGUCAACUAAGAUGUGGAAUAUAGCAAUUACCUGUGACGGAUUAGAGGAAGAUGAUGAGGUCUUUGAAGUAAUUCUGAACUCCCCUGUGAAUGCCGUUCUUGGCACAAAGACAAAAGCUGCAGUGAAAAUUUUGGACUCAAAAGGAGGACAGUGCCAUCCUUCAUAUGCCUUCAACCCAAACAUGCCGCACGCUCAGGAGAAGGGCGUUUGGCGUCCGCUCACCCCGGGGGCUUCCUCACCUGCUUCUGGUUCCUUUCAUCUGGAAGGAAGACCCCUUCCAUCUUCCAAGCGGCCAGCAGUCGCCAGGGGAGACACCCUGCGGGGCUCUGAUUCUUCACAUCUUUCUCCAAUGAAGCUUAGAACCCGAGGGAAUGGCAGAACAGUUCAUCCAUCCUAUGUUUAUAGAAAUGGAACAGACAUCAUCUAUAAUUAUCAUGGAAUGGUUUCCCUGAAACUGGAGGAUGACAGUUCCCCAACUCACAAAAGGAAGGCCAAAGUAUCCAUUACUAGUCAGCCACAGAAGACAAUCAAAGUGUGGGAACGGCCUCAGGCAGAUAAGGAGGAAUCCACAGCCGGCUCACACUUCCCCAGGCAGAACCGGCUGCCCUCAUUUCCAAAAAACUGCACGCUGGAAUUAAAGGGACUCUUCCACUUCGAAGAAAGCCUCCAAAAGCUGUAUACGUGUGAUGGGAUUGCCUGGAAGUCUUGGAGCCCCCACACCAAGGAGGUGGAAGAAAAAUCCUGCCCAGCUGGAUGGCACCAUCAUUCAGGCUACUGUCACUUUGUAAUCAUAGAACAGAAAGUCACCUGGAACACAGCUGAACGAACUUGCAGGGAACGUCACCUGGGCAGCCUUGUGGCUGUGCUCUCCAGGCAGCACAUGCGAUGGCUCUGGGACAUGAGCGGAAGAAAGCCCUUUUGGAUAGGUUUGAAUGACCAAGUGCAUGCUGGCCACUGGGAGUGGAUCGGCGGUGAACCUGUGACCUUCACCAACUGGAGGAAAGGGCCCCCUCUACGUUUAAAGCCUGGCAAGAACUGUGUUCUGGUUCAAAGACAAGGAAAAUGGCAAACCAAGGACUGUAGGAAGGGCAAAUCUCACAAUUACGUGUGUUCCAGGAAACUCUAAAUGGAACUGCCCCUACAGGUGCCCACUUGGAAUUUCUGACCUAUUUAUUUCCAGCAUUUGUGCAUCUUACUCAAGAGAAAACAAGGUGUCAUGACUGACUUGGUACAUUUUUUUGAUCAGAGUGUGUGAGUGAGUCUGUCUGUUUAAAAAAAAUAGAUAAAUAGUUCCCAAAAGAUUGAUAAAUGAGUAUUUCUUAUAGGAAGAGACACAAUUUUUAUAUCUCAAUACCUUUCAAAAUAAAUCCCUGAAGUAUCAUAUGGUACAAGAUUUGAUUAGUCCAGAGACCUCACUCCCUGUUGCAGUCAGCACCGAUUUCAUGGUCCUUAGAUUUCUUUUUGCUCCUAAUACCUCAAAUGAGUCCAUUCUGAAAUCUGAUUUCAGGUGCUUCUGCCACGUCCGUCUGAAUGAAACUAACCCUGCCAGUUCAUUAAAUCAAGGUUGAACUGCAAAGGGUUGCUUUGUGCCUUUGAAGCCCUUUCAAAUGUGAAUCCUGAGAUAAAAGACUGUGGAUAGAAAGGAGAGUUCUCUGUGGUGAAAAAGGAAGGCUGUAGAUGGAAGAACCUUGCAGAUGGAAGCUUGUCUGCAAAGCUCUGGUUCAGGUAAGAAUGCAGGGGCCACCUGGCCUUCAGAGCCCCACCCAUCACUACUCAUGAGCCAGAGCUCCUUUUCCAAUAAGGAUGUUGGCGCUACACCCUUCCAAAGCGAGUGAGUGGGUUUCCCCAGCUUUCCAGAGGCAUGAGAAGUUUCAGGUAACAUGAGCCACUCUUUUCAUUUGUGUUUAUGGUGCUCACCAGCAUUUUUCAAGGACAUUUGGAAUAAAGAGUGUAUAUGAAUGAUGGUUAACAUAUGGAAGAAAAAUAUGGCUUCCUCAGAAGUGUCCCAAUGAACUAUGUCCUGAUGAACAAAGAAAAGUAAUACUGAAAACAGAGCCUUUGAAAGCCUAUAUUCUCAGAAAGGAUUCUGAUACAUUUUUGAGCCCUUAAAUAUUUAAUAUUUGCAGAAAUGCCAUGUUAACCUGAUUCUCUAAUGCAUACUUACCUUAUUAAUUUAUAAUGAAAGCUGAGUGAGACAUUUUUGUAGCAGUGAAGCACAUUGCAGCCUUACAAGAACUCCCUUCUGAAAUUAAGGUUUAAUUACAGGAAAUUAGAAAUUUAUUUCUGAAACAUUUACCCAACAUUUUCCUCUUUUCAUAAUCACUGAAAAAUAUGGUUGUGCCAAAUGUAACUUGCUAUAUGAGCGCCAGUGUAACUUAAGAAUCAAAAUGGAGUUACCAAGCAGACCAGUGUUUUGGUGCAGGUUUUACUAUAUUAAUGCCUUGAAUGAAACUAAAAAGGCCUAAAGAAACUUGGUCCCGUUUUGGAUAUAAAGCAUGACGAGCUUGUUUGAAUUGGUACUCACUUAUCAAGAUUUUGGUUAAUAGAAAUAUUUACGAAGAGAGGCUGGGAUAAGAUUGAGACAUGCCGCCCCUUAUUAAACUGUGACAUCACUGUGGAGUCAGGAGGCUCCUUGAUUAGAUAUCACAAGUAGGUCUGGACUGCUGCGAUACACAGGUCUUCUGUAUGACACCAGCAGCCCCUGGGGUUUAACCGAAAGAUGUAAAACUCAUUCUCUGUAUCAGCUCAAGUCCCUUCUGAUCCACUGGACUCUGCAGUGUGGAAAGGUACAAUGCUGGAUAAAGAAUUGUUGACCUAAAGGGUUAUAUCCUAGGAGGGAAAGUAAAAGUUUAAGGAAUGAGGGAUUCCUAAAACUUUAUUAACUAUUUCAAACUGGAAAUCCAGAACCACAGCAACAAUACAGAACGUGGUCUGCCUGGUAGAUUUUAUUACACAUUUCUGCAAGGACAGUGAUAUUUAAAUGUAAUUGCAAAUGUGAGCACAGAGAGAGAAUGCUUUGAUUUUUAUAGUAACUGGAAACACGAGAAGAAUAUUUAAGGUAUUCCUGAUCAUGAAAACAUUAAUCAAGUUGUAAAAUUCAAGUGAUUGAAAGAAGAAAUAAAAAUUCAGGCACAUUUGGGUGCUGAGCAGUAUUCAUGACCUUCAUCUCCAUCUCAUGAUUGGGCUCUGACCGAGGGGGGAACAGAAAUAAAUGAUUGUCACGGUUCUCUCCACCUGGAGUGGUCACUGUCAUCCUUUACGUUGUGGUAGGAGUGGGAAGGCAGGAAAUGGAGUCCCAGUAGGAUGGGAAUGGGAGGUUAUAGGAAAGGAGAGAAAAGGGAGAGUGGAGAGCAGGGUUGAGCAGAAAGAGAUGGGUUCAUUGGAAGCUAAGAAAGAAAGCGUCAGAAAGAAGGACGUGAAUGCACCCAGCUCUUCUCCCCAAACUUGAAUACCGACUCAGGAAAAGUCCCGUUUAGCCCAGGGGCAUUAACCCGGCUUCACAGUGUGUAGCUUUUCAGAAUCUUGUGACCAGUGGUCUUUAACAAAAUAUAUGCAUGUAUAUAAAUGUAUAUAGAGCAUGUAUUUGCUAAACAUAAACUUAAGAAACAUGAAACAGUUAUUUCGUCUCCUUCCAAGGAGUGGUAAAAAUGAACUAGGUGACAUUUAUUUACAUUUCUGUUUUUGUUUAUUUUUAAGACAGCCGAAGAGAAUAUGCACGUAUUUUCAGUGACACUAUGGUUCUGUGUAAUUUAAACCAUAAACUGGUGCUGAUUAAUUUCUACAACAAAGCAGCAUAGUAAAUGUACUGUAUCUAGUGUUGCAUAAAAAUUAAUAAAUUUAUUUCUAGUUCUGAA